Molecule: messenger RNA, 1175 nt
Organism: Tripterygium wilfordii
Lineage: Eukaryota; Viridiplantae; Streptophyta; Magnoliopsida; Celastrales; Celastraceae
Product: serine/arginine-rich SC35-like splicing factor SCL33
Exons: 6
Coding region: 70-837 (255 amino acids)
Biological process (GO): mRNA splicing, via spliceosome
Cellular component (GO): nuclear speck; cytoplasm
Molecular function (GO): RNA binding
Source: RefSeq, a predicted model, not a curated record
CAGCCGUUUUCGCUUCUCUUCAGCUCAGUCACAGCGACUAAAAAAUUCUUUCGGCGUUCCUUCGUUAAGAUGAGAGGAAGGAGUUACAGUCCUUCUCCACCAAGAGGUUAUGGCAGAAGAGGUCGGAGCCCUAGCCCUAGGGGAAGAUAUGGAGGCCGUGAUAGAGAUCUCCCUACUAGCCUCCUAGUUCGUAACCUUCGACAUGACUGCAGGCCAGAAGAUCUUCGCCGGCCAUUUGGACGGUUUGGUCCUCUAAAGGAUAUUUACUUGCCUAGAGAUUAUUAUACUGGGGAACCUCGAGGUUUUGGUUUUGUCCAAUUUGUGGAUCCUUCUGAUGCUGUAGAGGCCAAACACCAUAUGGAUGGUCAGGUUCUCCUUGGUCGGGAGUUGACUGUGGUAUUUGCAGAGGAGAAUAGAAAGAAACCUACUGAGAUGAGGACGAGGGAGCGACCGAGCCGUCGGUAUAAUGAUCGAAGGCGAUCUCCCCCGCGCUAUUCUCCCUCUCCACCUCCACGCUAUGCUAGAUCACGAUCUCGUAGUCAGGAUUAUUACUCUCCUACCCCAAAAAGAAGGCAGUACUCAAGGUCUGUCUCCCCACAAGAGAGAAGGUACAGAGGAGAGAGGUCAUAUGCUCAUUCCCCUACAUUUGAUGGCUCAAGGAGCCGCAGCCAAAGUCCAAAUAGGAUUCAGAACCGAAGCCAAAGCCAGAGUCCUGUUAGAAGCCGUAGCAGGAGCCCCGUUCGAAGCCGAAGUCGUAGCCCAAUCCGUGGCAGAAGCUUUAGCCCUGAUGGAGAUUACUCAAGGGAACCAAAAGGGAGUAGGUCUCCCAGUCAGUAAGCACCUGGAAAUAAACCUUUUGUUGUGAUACCUGUUUUGAUUUACCAUACUCUUGUAGUGUGCACUUCUAUGGUCUGUAUUUGAAGGUAGAUUGCAUCGGUGUUUAAAAUCUAAUCUUUUACUUCCCCUUCAUUUUCUAAACAUAGUAUUGGUACGGACCAUACUUUGUUGUUACUAGGGGAACAGAUCAGGGUAUAGCCCGCUCCAAGUUCUAGAGGCUUUAAUGAUUGAAAAUCCUGUAUAAUGCUCGUGUGUUCUUAAUAAGUUGUCAAAUCUGGAUCAAAAUUAUAAUGUAUGGUACUUUAGAAGCAAGCUAUGCAUUUUGAGCUUCGAAUAAA